CGACUCCUCAGCUGAAGCCCUCCGUCAGAAUCUAUCCCUGCUGAAAUACUGAAACUUCUCAGAAAGGCGCCUAAAACCGUAACUGUAACUGCACACCAAAGCUUGAGAAGGCUUAUCUGAAUCAUGGGGAACAUCUUCGGUAAUUUGCUGAAGAGCCUUAUAGGAAAGAAGGAGAUGAGGAUCUUGAUGGUUGGCCUUGAUGCUGCAGGAAAAACUACAAUCCUCUACAAGCUUAAACUGGGGGAAAUAGUCACCACAAUCCCAACCAUUGGGUUUAAUGUUGAGACGGUGGAGUACAAGAACAUCAGCUUCACUGUGUGGGACGUGGGUGGACAGGACAAGAUUCGCCCCCUCUGGAGACACUACUUUCAAAACACACAGGGUCUAAUCUUCGUGGUGGACAGUAAUGACAGAGAGCGUGUGAACGAAGCACGAGAAGAGCUGAUGAGGAUGCUGGCUGAGGAUGAACUGAGGGAUGCAGUGCUCCUCGUGUUCGCCAAUAAGCAGGACUUACCGAACGCCAUGAACGCCGCCGAGAUCACAGACAAGUUGGGCUUACACUCCCUGCGCCACCGCAACUGGUACAUCCAGGCCACCUGCGCCACCAGCGGCGACGGCCUCUAUGAGGGCCUUGAUUGGCUGGCAAAUCAACUCAAGAACAAGAAAUAA
Scomber scombrus (Atlantic mackerel) is the source of this 669-nucleotide messenger RNA. RefSeq names its product ADP-ribosylation factor 3b (gene arf3b). The coding region runs from base 124 to 669 and encodes 181 amino acids. Gene Ontology annotation, cellular component: cytoplasm; plasma membrane. Gene Ontology annotation, biological process: intracellular protein transport; vesicle-mediated transport. The transcript is spliced from 5 exons. The record is from RefSeq and is a predicted model, not a curated record. NCBI's taxonomy places the organism in Eukaryota, Metazoa, Chordata, Actinopteri, Scombriformes, Scombridae. Gene Ontology annotation, molecular function: GTPase activity; GTP binding.